Molecule: messenger RNA, 823 nt
Organism: Cavia porcellus (domestic guinea pig)
Lineage: Eukaryota; Metazoa; Chordata; Mammalia; Rodentia; Caviidae
Product: neutrophil gelatinase-associated lipocalin-like
Exons: 6
Coding region: 57-719 (220 amino acids)
Molecular function (GO): small molecule binding
Source: RefSeq, a predicted model, not a curated record
CAAUGAAGACAUCUUCCUCCUCCGAUAGCUGACAGCACAGCAGCGGUCCUGAAACCAUGGUCCUGAGUCUCCUGUGUUUGAGCCUCAUUGUUCUGGAGGCCCUGCACUCUCAAGCCCAGGAUAUCCCUCCAACCCGGAUCCCAGCACCACCUCUGAGCAAGAUUCCCCUGCAGCCAGACUUCCAGGAUGACCGGUUUCAGGGAGACUGGUUCACCAUAGGUGCAGCCACGAAUGCAGUGAUGAAAGGAAAAGGAAACAACUCUAAAUAUUACAUGACCAGAGUCAACUUUGAGCUGAAUGAUGACCACAGCUACAAUGUCAGCACCACUGGACUCAGUGGCCAGAAAUGUGCACAAUGGACCAGCACACUUGUCCCCUAUAUCCAGCCUGGCCAAUUCACCCGGCUUAAUAUGACAAAUUCUGACACAGAAAGCUACCUAUGGAGAGUGACAGCCACCGACUACAAGCAGUUUGCCAUGCUGUACAUUGAGUACAAGUUCAAACACAGGAUAUACUUCCAGGUCAAACUCAACGGGAGGACCCAGGAACUGAGCUCUGAACUGCAGGAACACUUCAUCAAAUUUGCCAGGUCCCUGGGCCUCGAUGAUGAGAACACUGUCUACUUUGAGCCCAUCGGUUUCACCAGUACUCUACCUCCUAUUCUUCCAGUAACUUCUAUUCAAGGUGCCACCUGGCUACCCCACCAGACAUGCCAGUGAGAGAGUGGGAAGAUCCAUCUUCCAGUGCUUGCUGCAUAUCUAAUCACUACAAAAGCCACCUGAUUGUGGAGCUCCUUUUUUGCUAAAUAAAAGCAUGGAACAGA